Cloeon dipterum is the source of this 1421-nucleotide messenger RNA. Its product is annotated as farnesol dehydrogenase-like. The record is from RefSeq and is a predicted model, not a curated record. NCBI's taxonomy places the organism in Eukaryota, Metazoa, Arthropoda, Insecta, Ephemeroptera, Baetidae. The transcript is spliced from 5 exons. The coding region runs from base 562 to 1329 and encodes 255 amino acids.
CGUUUUAAAUUUAUUUAAACGUCAUUUAUUAAGAAAAUUUUAAUGUCCUGGUUCUUGAACUAAAUGAAAAUAUCAUCUUUUGACCCGUAAAUGUUAAUGAUUUCUUAGAAAUGACGGUUUAAAAACAGGCAGACUUCUCAAUUUGAGUGAAGAACGAGAAAUUCGCAGACAAAAUGGGAUCUAUUUUCGCUCGGCGGAGGACCGCGGACGUUCUGAUUGGCCAAAUGUGACGUAUACCGCCGCCGGGCCAAUCAGUGCCUCCGUGGUCCUCCGCCAAGCGAAAAAAGGUUCGCUCAAAGCGGGAAAUUCGUCUCUUAAAGUACAACUUGCCGCCAUAUUGAAGCAAAUUUAAGUUCAAAAUGGUUGUUUUGCUUAACCUUGACCACUUUUAAAAUCAAAUUCAGAAAAUGAUGGCGUUGUUCAAGAAUAUUUUGAUCGAUUUUGUCAAUUUUCUUUUAUUUAAAUAAAAUUCAUUUACCACGUGUAAAGGGCGACCCGCACACUCGAGAGCGGAGCGAGAUUAGGCUCGAUGAAAAAUAAUCAGAGUUGAUUCAGUCGAGGAUGCAGCGGCUGCAGGGCAAGGUGGGCGUCGUGGUCGGCGCCAGCGAGGGCAUCGGCGCCGCAAUCGCGCGCCAACUGGCCGACGAAGGCGCCGUCGUCGUUCCGGUGGCCAGGAACGUCGCCAAAAUCCAGGAAUGGGCGGCCGAGUGGCUGCGUGAAAAGGGCGUCGAGGGCCGCGUCCACCCGCUGCAGUGCGACAACACCCGCGAGGAGGACAUCGACAGGGUCAUCGCCUUUGUCGAGAAAACCUUCGGAAAACUGCAUUUCCUCGUCAACAACGCUGCCACCUGCCCUCACGCCACCCUCUACGACGGGAAGACCGAGGACUUGCGUCGGACGCUGGAGGUGAACGUGCUGGGCCUGAGUUUGUUCACGCGCGAGGCGGUGCGUUUGAUGCGUCGGACGGGCGUGGACGGCCACAUCGUGCACAUCAACAGCACGUCCGGCCAGUCGAUCGUGCAGGAGCCCGAGGGCAACUACAUGUACGCCGCCAGCAAACACGCCGUCAGGGUGCUCACCGAGGGCCUCCGCAGGGAGCUCAGGGACAUCGGCACCAAGAUCCGCGUCUCCAGCGUGAGCCCCGGGCUGGUGCGGACCAACAUUUUCGCCAACAGCGGCGUUCCUCAAGAGACCAACGACGCCAUUUUCAGCGAAAACGUGUGCCUCGAGCCCAAGGACAUCGCCGACGCCGUCAUCUACGUCCUCACGGCGCCGCCCCAUGUCCAGGUUCACGAGCUGACCGUGCAGCCGAACGGGGAAAAGUGGUGAAGAAAAAGGCGGGUUUGAGCCUCGAUCGUGUUUUUUUAUGGAACACGCAUCUCCACAAUAAAUAAAAUAAAAGAGAGAAACAAUUUAUAUAA